AUGAAUUCUUCCUGUGAUCCUUGGAGUAGUUCAACAAAAGUCCAGGAGAAUACCUCCGAAGAGUUUGAAGAUAACUUUGCGGAAAUAAACACUAUUGAAAAAUUGCCAGACUCGGAUGCAUACUUAGCUUCAUUGGAAAAGAAGUUGGCUAGAAUCAAAAGUGGCAAAGGGAAUAAAAAAACUGAAGGGAAAGAGCUCCUGAAGUCCUUGGAAGAAAGCAAUGAUUCAUGCAUGUAUAGAUUGAUCUCUGGCGACUCUUAUUCAAUCACAGACCAAGAUCUUCAGCUUGAUACUCCAACUAAUCUUAGACUAUCAAGCAAGUGGUUGAACCCGGAGCAAGCUCUCACCGUAGGGGAGCUUGUUGAACUGGUGAACGCUGAUUAUCUAGCUCAGGCCAGCUGUGAUAACAAUUCAGAAGAUAAAACAGAGGAGAACUGUACCGAAUAA
Messenger RNA from Macrosteles quadrilineatus (aster leafhopper), 447 nucleotides. RefSeq lists its product as uncharacterized. Gene Ontology annotation, biological process: cilium organization. The coding region runs from base 1 to 447 and encodes 148 amino acids. The transcript has 3 exons. The record is from RefSeq and is a predicted model, not a curated record. Lineage: Eukaryota; Metazoa; Arthropoda; Insecta; Hemiptera; Cicadellidae.